AUGGACCAGCAGCGCAGGAGCCGGCGCGAGGUGAGCGCCUCUGAGGCCGCCCAGGGUUUGCAGUACACCGCCGACCGCCCGCGCGACGAGCGCUCCAAGGGCACCACCAUCCGUACAGUGACGCCCGACGACCUGUCGAUACCUGAGGAAGUUGGCUGCGGCAGUGGCAGUGGAAGCGGCGGUGGCGGCGGAGGCAGUGGCGGAGGUGGCAGCCAGAACUUCUCUCCCCCAAACAGCCCCCACUCGCAACACAGCCAGCCCGGCCAGCCUGGUCAGCCCUCUUCGUCGUCGUCGCAGCAGCGUACCACCAAUCCGCGGGCCUUUGUCGCCCGUGCCACGAGCGAAACCGAGUAUCGCAAUGCGCGCGACCAGACGAGACCACGCACUCGCACCCUCGAGGAGAGGAGCACCCGCGACCGCUCGCCCUCGAGCCUCUUCGCCGCUGGCCGUCACCGCAUUGGCUCCGUUGCCAGCAGCACGACCACGGCCAACUUCCAGAGUCUCGAGGAGUCUGUCGUCACCUCAAUCGGCCACAUCUCCACCAUCUCGCCGCCCUCGUCCUCGCAACAGCACCAGCAGCACCAGCAGCACCAGCACCAGCACCAGCCCCCACCCCGCACUUCGAGUACCAAUUCUCGGAGCCGCCUCAUCAAGCAGCCCCUACGCACCGAGUCGCCAGCCAACGUAGCCGCUGCCAACAACCCCAAUGCCGCCGCACCCGAGUCGUGGCCCUCCCCCGUGCCCGCUUCAGAUGCCAGAAAACUCAAGGCCCUUAUGCGCUCCACGUGCGGCAGAAUGCAGGGCCUGCUCGCUUUUCGCCGUGGCGAGUCCAGCCCCUGGGCCCUUUCCUCGUGCUUCAUCAACGAAGAGGCCGGCAGUCUGGUCUAUGAGCCCAAGAAUGAUACUUCGUACACGAGGACGCUAAUUCCGGAUCUGAGAGGCUGCCAUGUCAAGAGCGCGUACGAUGGCGAGGCCUUCACCGCCUACCUCCAUGUCAUCGUCCACAACUCGAAGCUCCAAGUCCACCUGCGCCCACCGACCCAAGACGAGUUUGACAUGUGGUUUGCCGCUCUACUGUGUUGGUCGCCGAUGCGGCCAAAGGGCAUACAGAACCGCAUGGCCAAGCCUCAGGCUCCUGUCACCAUGGAGCGACGACUGACCGACAGCAGGCGGCACUCCGAAGUGUCGCUGCUCAAGGAGACGCCCAAGAAGGAGGCUCCCAUCAUCAAGGUUGGCAAGAUGAUCUACUGGGACACAAGUGUGACCUACAGCAACAUGGGAACCCCGAAAGGAGUCGUUUCUCGGCCGCAGACCCACCGCAUGCAAAGUCACGGCUCUCGCCGGUGGAGAAGAGUCUCCUGCACGCUUCGCGAAAAUGGAGAGCUCAAGCUUUACUCUGAUACCGAUGUCACCCUCGUCUCCACCGUCCAGCUUUCCCAACUCUCUCGAUGUGCUGUUCAGCGGCUGGAUCCUUCUGUUCUGGAUAACGAAUUUUGCAUAGCCAUAUAUCCUCAGUAUACUGCUUCAGCUUCUGCACUGCCACUGUUACGACCCAUCUUCCUAUCUCUAGAAUCACGAGUCUUGUACGAGGUCUGGAUUGUCUUGUUACGCGCCUUUACCGUUCCACAGUUGUAUGGCCCAAAGUCAGACUCACUCAACGAUGAAGGAACACUGUCACCGUCGUUUGGAACACAUGACAUGUUUCGCAUGGAGAAGUCGCUGUUCAUAAGAGUCAUUGAGGGGAGACUAGUACCCCCCGUCAGUCCAAAGGUUGCCGAUGGUGCCACCCCUAUCAGACCUUCUUCCUCAGCCAACGCCAACCCGGGAGGAUACCUCAUGGAGAUCUUACUAGACGGAGAAACCCGCGCGAAAACCAUGACCAAGAAUGAAGGAAACGCGCCAUUCUGGAGAGAAGAAUUCGAAUUCUUGGACCUGCCUGCUCUUCACACAGCAUCGUUACUGCUGAAGAAGCGGCCACCAAGUUAUACAAGCGGCGAAAAACCCCUGUUCACCUCUGCCCUGAGCACAGACUUGGCUGCAGAAGGCGGCUAUGCUGGCACCACCUUUGAUCAGACCAUUGGAAAGACAGAUAUCUAUCUGGAUGACCUAGGCCCGAAUCAAGAGAUGGAGAAGUGGUGGCCAUUGAUCAACAUGUACGGUAAUAGCGUUGGCGAAGUACUUAUCAAGGUCAGCAGCGAAGAAUGUGCCAUUUUGAUGGCGCGCGAUUACUAUCCUCUCUCGGAAUUGCUCCAUCGCUUUUCGAACAGCCUUACGCUCCAAAUCGCGCACAUGGUACCGAAUGAACUCAAGAAGCUGUCCGAAUAUCUACUUAACAUCUUCCAAGUCUCUGGGGCUGCUGGCGAAUGGAUUUGUGCGCUUGUCGAGGAAGAGAUUGAUGGGACACUACGAGACUCGCCUGCUAGUCGGUUGCGUUUCAGCCAGCGAUUGGGAUCCAGCGAGUCGAACGAGUCAGCACGCGCUAUGUUCGGGUCUGCUGGUGACCGGGAGCUCUUCGUGCGAGAUAUGGGUAAUAAUGCGAAGCUAGAAGCCAAUCUACUUUUCCGCGGCAAUACUCUGCUCACAAAGUCUCUGGACCUUCACAUGCGCCGGCUUGGUAAAGAAUAUCUCGAAGAAACGCUUAGUGAAAAGCUGAGGGAGAUCAACGAGAAGGAUCCUGAAUGCGAAGUCGAUCCAAAUAAGGUGACGUCGCAACAUGAGCUUGACAGGAACUGGAGACGGCUGAUCAACUGCACGGAAGAAGUCUGGCGAGCGAUAUACAAUUCAGUAUCAAGGUGUCCACAGGAGCUCAGGCUCAUCUUCAGGCACAUCAGAGCUUGCGCUGACGAUAGAUACGGAGACUACCUGCGGACCGUGCAGUAUAGUAGUGUGUCUGGCUUUCUGUUCUUACGAUUCUUCGUGCCAGCAGUACUAAAUCCAAAGCUUUUUGGUCUGCUAAAAGGUAUGUGGCUGUACACAAGCAGCGUCACGCCUCUGGGUACUGAUGACAUUUCCGCAGAUCACCCCAAGACCAAAGCCCGCAGAACUUUUACACUCAUUGCCAAAUCACUGCAGGGCUUGGCCAACAUGUCAUCGUUUGGUACUAAAGAAGCAUGGAUGGAACCGAUGAAUGCAUUCUUAUCGACUCAUCGCGCAGAGUUCAAAAAGUAUCUUGAUGACAUUUGUUCCAUCUCGACGACCGCAUCCCCGACGCCACCAAUUCCGCCUUCCUAUAGCACGCCUAUCGCUAUCCUCCAUCGACUCCCACCUACGUUCAAAGAAGGCUUUCCUUCAUUGCCAUACCUCAUUGAUCAUUCGCGAAAUUUUGCAAUGUUGGUGAAUUUAUGGCUAGACAACACACAGAAGAGUGCGGGUGAUAUUCAGGCAGGUGACGGAGAUCUUCUCCGCUUCCAUAAUAUCUGCGUGUCACUCAAUGAACGCACCAAGGAUUGUCUGGCUCGCGCUGAACCUGCAGAACGGCCUUCUUCUUCUUUGAGCGUGAAGUGGGAGGAGCUUGUUGAGCAGCUGCAAGGCUCGAGAAUUGAUAGCAAUCGUGGAGCCGUUACUCGAAAUCGUGGCCCGAUUCAAGAGGAAGAGUUUGAAGAUGCUCCCAUGUCACCUUAUCCCGGUGAAGAGUUUUCUUCGUCGUCAACAACAAGCACACCUAUCACUAUGCAACCUGCACCCCGGACCCGACAUCAACAAAACACCAGCAUCUCCGCCUCUGCCAGCUCCCAAAAAAGCAGCAGCUCAGCCACUAUAUCCUACACUAACCCCUUCACCAUCUCCAAAGCAUGGUCUGGUCGCUCGGCACCCUCGGGUCACGACUCUGUACCAGCAUCUCAGUCUGCAUCUACAUCUGCCAGCGCUGAUGCGUCUGGUGCAGAGGACACACCGCCAGGUUCUAGCGAUGGGCUUCACAUGGCCCCAGCGCCUUCUUACCCUCAGACCUUGACUGAGCCUUCCAUUGCCGCGAACUCGUUCAACUACAGCAACCCCAACAUGCACAUUAAUACACAGCCCCAGAAUAACAGCCGGGGAUUUGGUUAUCCACCCCACAGUGCAGGUGGUCAGAGCAUGCAAGGCAGCGAAAAUGGCAGUAUCCAGGAGGAAGAGUACACUACGGCCCUCCCAGCCUUCAACUCCAAGGAAGGCAAAGAGAAGGAACGAAAAGAGCGCAGUUUUCGAGGCGUCCUUCCGUUCAACCGCAAGCGAAAAGAUAAGGAUAAAGACAAGGACAAGGACAAGGACGACGAUGAGAAGAAAAAAGAGAAAAAGGACAGGAAGGAGAAAAAGGCCGAGAAAGAGCGAGAGCGUGAACGCGAAGAAGAAAAAGAGCGGGAAAAAGAGGAAAAGCGGGAUAAACACCAUUCCCACAAGUCCAAAGACAAGGACCGCGACCGGGACAGUCAUAGAAGCAAAAAGGACAAGGAAGAUAAAGACAAGUCUCAUCGUCACCGCUCCCGUAGCCGAAGCCGCAGCAACGAACGAGAUUCUCGCCACAGUGCUUUAGGCGCAUUCACAGAACUCUCGCUCCGCUCUAAGAACUCACAAUCCAGCCAUCACCAUAACUCGCACAAGAACUCGCCAAAUAACGACUACAACUCCAACUUCAAUAUUCCUAUCAGUACCCAUACCACCACGACCAGCACUACAACAACCACAUCCUACUCAAGCCACAACCCACUCUCUACUCUGACCCCCAAAAACCGGGAUGAGCCCAUUUUCUCGCCCCGUCAUACAAGUACGCGUGAUCGUGAACGAGACGAAGAAUUCUGA
This is a messenger RNA of Plenodomus lingam JN3, 4776 nucleotides long. NCBI's taxonomy places the organism in Eukaryota, Fungi, Ascomycota, Dothideomycetes, Pleosporales, Leptosphaeriaceae. The record is from RefSeq and is a predicted model, not a curated record.